This is a messenger RNA of Plasmodium relictum, 624 nucleotides long. Its product is annotated as transmembrane protein, putative. The coding region runs from base 1 to 624 and encodes 207 amino acids. Gene Ontology annotation, biological process: calcium ion transmembrane transport; manganese ion transmembrane transport; Golgi calcium ion transport. Gene Ontology annotation, molecular function: calcium ion transmembrane transporter activity; manganese ion transmembrane transporter activity. The record is from RefSeq and is a predicted model, not a curated record. Gene Ontology annotation, cellular component: Golgi apparatus. Lineage: Eukaryota; Apicomplexa; Aconoidasida; Haemosporida; Plasmodiidae. The transcript has 5 exons.
AUGAAGUUAUAUAUCUCUGAGCUUUCUUUAAUUUUCCUUUCAGUAACAGCAUCUGAAAUAUUUGACAAAACUUUUUUUAUAGUGAUAUUAAUGGGUCUAACAACAAAAUCAUGGAUGCAAGUUUUCUUGGGUAGUUAUAUGGGGCUUGUUAGUAUGACGAUUAUAAUUUGUUUAAUGGGAAACCAUUUAUCUAAAUAUUUUUCAAAAAUUACAUUUCAAAUUAUUUCAUCAGCUUUAUUUUUUAUAUAUAGUUUACAAAUUUUUUUUAAUUUAUUCAAAAAAAAAAAAAAAUCAAGUUGUGAAGAAGCUGAAGAGGAAAUAAAAAAAUUAAAUUUUAAAUCUAAACUAUUUACAUUAUAUCCUAUUUUUUUAAAAACAUUUAUUUUAACCAUUUUAAGUGAAUUAGGCGAUAAAAGCCAAAUAGCAUCUUUUAUGCUCAGUAGUACAUAUUCCUUUUCAAUUGUUAUUUUUGCAAGCUUAUUUGCAUAUGCAUUUUGUAUUGGAUUAGCAAUUUUAAUUAAUUUUUUGGGGAAAUGUAGCAUAAAAGAACUUUAUGUACAUUUAUUUUCUGGUUUUUUCUUUCUUUUUGCUAGUUUUUAUACCAUCUAUGAUGUUUUGUCUUAA